Rhea pennata is the source of this 4520-nucleotide messenger RNA. RefSeq names its product EH domain-binding protein 1-like protein 1. Lineage: Eukaryota; Metazoa; Chordata; Aves; Rheiformes; Rheidae. The coding region runs from base 14 to 4435 and encodes 1473 amino acids. The record is from RefSeq and is a predicted model, not a curated record. Gene Ontology annotation, molecular function: protein binding. Gene Ontology annotation, cellular component: microtubule organizing center; filamentous actin. Gene Ontology annotation, biological process: actin cytoskeleton organization. The transcript is spliced from 19 exons.
CGCGGGGGGGGCCAUGGGCUCGGUGUGGAAGCGGCUGCAGCGCGUGGGCAAGCGGGCGGCCAAGGUGCACGUCGUGGCCUGCCUGGAGGAGCUGCUGCUGGAGAGCACCAGGAAGUGGCAGCCCGACAAACUCGUCGUCGUGUGGACGAGGCGCAACCGGCGUGUCUGCUCCAAGCCCCACAGCUGGCAGCCGGGCAUCGGGAACCCGUACUGCGGCACCGUGGCCUGGCUGGUGCCGGAGAACAUCGACAUCGUGGUGACGCUCUACCGGGACCCGCACGCAGACAAGUAUGAAGACAAGGAGUGGACGUUCGUCAUCGAGAACGAGUCGCGGGGGCGGCGCUCGGCGCUUGCGGCCGCCCCGGUGAACCUGGCGCGGUUCGCGGCCCCCGCGCCCGCCGCCGCCGCCGCCCUGGCGCUGCCGCUGCGGCCGCGCUCCCGCAAGGUGGCCGCCGCCUGCCUCCGCCUCACCCUCACGGCCACCGUCCUGCGCGAGGGCCGCGCCACGGACGAGGACAUGCAGAGCGUGGCCAGUCUCAUGAGCAUCAAGCCCUGCGACGUGGCCGACCUGGGCGACUUUGCCGAGAGCGACGAGGAGGACGGGGCGGCUGGCGGGGGGCAGCCGCCGCGGGGGGACGGCGCCGGCCCCGUGCCCCAUGAGCCCCCCUGUGAGCUGGAUGCGCUGGCGGAGGAAGAGGAAGAGCUGGCGGCGGGGAGAGCCGCCCCCCUGGAGCGGGGCUCUACCACGAUGGGGGGCAGCCGCGUGCCCCCGGGCUCCCCCCCAGCGCUGGGGGCACAGGAGGCCCCCCCCGGCCUUGACAGGGAUCCCGAUGCCCCCCCAGUGGGCCCGGGGCCGAGCAGCAGCCAGGUGCUGCUGGAGUGGUGCCAGGCGGUGACGGCCGGGUACCGCGGCGUCCGCGUCACCAACUUCAGCACCUCCUGGCGCAACGGGCUGGCGUUCUGCGCCAUCCUGCACCGCUUCCACCCCGAGCUGGUCAACUACGAGGCCCUGGACCCCCUGGACAUCAAGGGCAACAACAAGCUGGCCUUCGAGAGCUUCGCGGCGCUGGGCGCGGGGCGGCUGCUGGCGCCGGGCGACAUGGUGCUGCCGGGGGGCCCCGACCGGCUCUGCGUCAUGACCUACCUGUGGCAGCUGCGGGGGCUCCUGGCCGCCCCCCCGGGUGCGUCGGCCGCCGGCGCUGCUGCAAAGGACGCUGGGAGUUCGGUCAACCCUGGGGCUGCAAAGGAUGCUGGGAGCUUGGACAACCCUGGGGCUGCAAAGGAUGCUGGGAGUUUGGCCGAUAGCAUCACUGCAAAGGAUGCUGGGAGCUUGGACAACCCUGGGGCUGCAAAGGAUGCUGGGAGUUUGGCCAAUAGCAUCACCGCAAAGGAUGCUGGGAGCACAAGCAAAAAUGCAACUGCAAAGCACUCUGGGAAUUUGGUCAAGUUGGAGGCUCCAAAGGACUCUGGGAGUUUGGCCGAUUGCCUCACUGCAAAGGAUGCAGGGAGUUUGGUCAACCUGGAGGUUGCAAAGGAUGCUGGGAGCACAACCAAAAAAAUAGCUGUAAAGGAUGCUGGGAGCUCAGCCAAAUCUGGGGCUGCAAAGGAUGCUGGGAGCACAACCAAAAAAAUAGCUGCAAAGGAUACUGGGAGCUUGGACAACCCUGGAGCUGCAAAGCAUGCUGGGAAUUUGGCUGAUAGUGUCACUGCAAAGGAUGCUGGGAGCUUGGACAACCCUGGAGCUGCAAAGCAUGCUGGGAAUUUGGCUGAUAGUGUCACUGCAAAGGAUGCUGGGAGCUUGGACAACCCUGGAGCUGCAAAGCAUGCUGGGAAUUUGGCUGAUAGUGUCACUGCAAAGGAUGCUGGGAGCUUGGACAACCCUGGAGCUGCAAAGCAUGCUGGGAAUUUGGCUGAUAGUGUCACUGCAAAGGAUACUGGGAGCUUGGACAACCCUGGAGCUGCAAAGCAUGCUGGGACUUUGGCUGAUAGUGUCACUGCAAAGGAUGCUGGGAGUUUGGCCAACUCGGAGGUUGCAAAGGACGCUGGGAGUUUGACUGAUAGUAUCACUGCAAAGGACGCUGGGAAUGCGGCCACCCCAGAGACUGCAAAGGACGCUGGGACGUUGGCUGUCCCGGAGGCCUUAGAGGAUACUGGGAGCUCCGUCAGCUCAGGGGCUGCAAGGGACUCUGGGAGCACGACCAGCAAAGUAGGCGCAAAGGAUGCUGGGAGCUCGGCCAACUCAGGGACUGCAAAGGAUGCUGGGAUAUUGGCUGUCCCAGAGGCUGCAAAGGACUCUAGGGGCUUGGCCAAUGGCACUAGUGCAAAGGACGCUGGGAGUUCUGCCAACUCAGGGGCUGCAAAGGACUCUGGGAGCUCGGCCAAUGGCCUUGCUGCAAGGGACUCUGGGAUAUUGGCUGUCCCAGAGACCGCAAAGGACUCUGGGAGCUCAGCCAAUGGCCUUGCUGCAAAGGACUCUGGGAUAUUGACUGUCCCAGAGGCUGCAAAGGAUGCUGGGAGUUCAGCCAAUGGCCUCACCGCAAAGGACUCUGGGAGCUCGGCCAAUGGCCUUGCUGCAAAGGACUCUGGGAGCUCGGCCAAUGGCCUCACCGCAAAGGACUCUGGGAGCUCGGCCAAUGGCCUUGCUGCAAAGGACUCUGGGAGCUCAGCCAAUGGCCUUGCUGCAAAGGACUCUGGGAUAUUGACUGUCCCAGAGGCCGCAAAGGAUGCUGGGAGUUCAGCCAAUGGCCUCACCGCAAAGGACUCUGGGAGCUCGGCCAAUGGCCUCGCCGCAGAGGACUCUGGGAGCUCGGCCGAUGGCCUCGCCGCAAAGGAUUCUGGGAUAUUGGCUGUCCCAGAGGCUGCAAAGGAUGCUGGGAGUUCAGCCAAUGGCCUCGCCGCAGAGGACUCUGGGAGCUCGGCCGAUGGCCUUGCUGCAAAGGACUCUGGGAGCUCGGCCGACGGCCUUGCCGCAAAGGAUUCUGGGAUAUUGGCUGUCCCAGAGGCUGCAAAGGAUGCUGGGAGUUCAGCCAAUGGCCUCACCGCAAAGGACUCUGGGAGCUCGGCCAAUGGCCUUGCUGCAAAGGACUCUGGGAGCUCGGCCGACGGCCUUGCCGCAAAGGAUUCUGGGAUAUUGGCUGUCCCAGAGGCUGCAAAGGAUGCUGGGAGUUCAGCCAAUGGCCUCACCGCAAAGGACUCUGGGAGCUCGGCCAAUGGCCUUGCUGCAAAGGACUCUGGGAGCUCGGCCGACGGCCUUGCCGCAAAGGAUUCUGGGAUAUUGGCUGUCCCAGAGGCUGCAAAGGAUGCUGGGAGUUCAGCCAAUGGCCUCACCGCAAAGGACUCUGGGAGCUCGGCCAAUGGCCUUGCUGCAAAGGACUCUGGGAGCUCGGCCGACGGCCUUGCCGCAAAGGAUUCUGGGAUAUUGGCUGUCCCAGAGGCUGCAAAGGAUGCUGGGAGUUCAGCCAAUGGCCUCACCGCAAAGGACUCUGGGAGCUCGGCCAAUGGCCUUGCUGCAAAGGACUCUGGGAGCUCGGCCAAUGGCCUUGCUGCAAAGGACUCUGGGAGCUCGGCCGACGGCCUUGCCGCAAAGGAUUCUGGGAUAUUGGCUGUCCCAGAGGCUGCAAAGGAUGCUGGGAGUUCAGCCAAUGGCCUCGCCGCAGAGGACUCUGGGAGCUCGGCCGAGGGCCUCGCCGCAAGGGACGCUGGGAGCCGGGGCGGCGGGGGGGCGGCGGUGGUGCCCCCCCCGCGGCGGCGCCGCUCGGGCCGGGGGGAGGGCGCCCUGGGGCGCCUGCGCGACGCCGACCUGCUGCGGCGCCGCCGCGGCCCCCGCGCCCUGAGCGCCCCCCCGGGUGACAGUGACGGUGACGGCAGGAGCAGCCCCACGGCCCGGCCGGGCCCCGACGCCCUGGCAGAGCCCGGCCCCACGGAGGAGGAGAGACCGCGCCUGCAGGACGCGGGGCAGUACGUGCUGGCGGAGCUGCGGGCGCUCGAGGACGAGCAGAGGCAGCUCGACGUCCGGGCCGUCGCCCUGGAGCGGGAGCUGCGGCGCCUCAUGGACUCAGGCGCGGACCCCCCCCGGGAGGAGGUGCUGAUCCAGGAGUGGUUCUCGCUGGUGAACAGGAAGAACGCCCUGAUCCGGCGCCAGGACCAGCUGCAGCUGCUGGCGGAGGAGCAGGACCUGGAGAGACGCUUCGAGCUGCUGAGCCGGGAGCUGCGGGCGAUGCUGGCCACCGAGGACUGGCAGAAGUCGGCGGCGCAGCAGCGGCGGGAGCAGCUGCUGCUGGACGAACUCGUGUCGCUGGUGAACCAGCGGGACGAGCUGGUGCGGGACCUGGACCGGCGGGAGCGGACGGCGCUGGAGGAGGACGCCCGCCUGGAGCGCGGCCUCGACCUGCGGCGCCGCAAGCUGGGCCGGCGCGAGCGGUGCCGGGUGGCCUGAGCUGGAGCCCGGGACCCCCGAGACAACCCCCCCCCCCCGGAUGGGGACAUCGAGAGCCCCCCCCGAUGGGGACACCACGACCCCC